Messenger RNA from Echinococcus granulosus, 2739 nucleotides. RefSeq names its product putative cation-transporting ATPase 13A3. Bases 1 to 2739 code for a protein of 912 amino acids. Gene Ontology annotation, biological process: intracellular calcium ion homeostasis. The transcript has 13 exons. Lineage: Eukaryota; Metazoa; Platyhelminthes; Cestoda; Cyclophyllidea; Taeniidae. Gene Ontology annotation, cellular component: membrane. The record is from RefSeq and is a predicted model, not a curated record. Gene Ontology annotation, molecular function: P-type transmembrane transporter activity; nucleotide binding.
AUGAAUCAAAAUACUACCACCUUCUCUUUUCUUUUAAGCGUUAUCCUCUACGCCUUCCUUUUAUUCCGUCUUGUCCCCUCGCCUUCUGUUGUACCAAGAGAAAGUGUUCUACAGGCAAAGUCUUCAAUCGCCGAACUCCCAACUCCUACCACCGAUGAGGAUCGGAAGAUUGAUAUUCGUCGUCUCUCCCGUCAUGUUCUCUUCAGUGGAACUCGGGUACUGCAAGCACGAGAGUCUCCUGAUGGACAUCUUGUAAAGGCUGUAGUACUACGAACUGGUUUUCUCACUGUAAAAGGUGACCUAGUUCGUGCUAUUUUACAUCCCAAACCCUUGGAUAUUGACUUUAACUUGGACAGCUUUCGAUUCCUUGCCAUCAUGGCUGUCAUCGCAAUCUCGGGAUUCAUCUACACAUGGGUCAUUCUUGACAAAGAAUUUUCGCAUCGGAGCGCUAAAAAUGUGGAUGUCUUCUUUCAGCAUCAGUACCGAUUUGGGGUGGGUAAAAUGAUACGAAAGUCGCUGGACAUUAUAACUAUCGUGGUCCCACCAGCACUGCCUUCAGUGAUGACUACGGGUCUCUACUUGGCACAGAUGCGGCUUAAGAAGCAGGGUAUCUUUUGUAUUAACCCUUCAGCAAUCAAUGUUGCUGGCACUCUCAAUACAGUCGUCUUUGACAAGACAGGAACUUUAACGGAGGAACACAUGUCAGUAAGUGGAGUAUGGAAAAGUGGACUAUCCUGCGACCCUCCCCAACUCUGUAAGAUGGAGCAGGUUUCAAAUAUACCUGGACCUCUCUCAGCCGUUCUGGCUGCAUGUCAUUCCUUGACAUUUGAUCUCACCACGUGCAAGAUUUUCGGUGAUCCUUUGGACAGGGUUAUCUUCAUCUCUACCAACUGGAGUCUUCAGGAAAGCAGUCUUGAAGAAGCUGCUUCAAGAUUCACCUCACCCAUCCAAGCUGUUAUUUACAAUGCUAAAAUUGAGAGCACAUCGCCAUGGCAACAAUUAGGGGUUCUGCGACGUUUUCCUUUCUCUCCUACCGCUCAGAGGCAAUCAGUUGUCGUGGAAACAGUAGGGAGCGAAGGCGAGAUCGUGGUGCUUAGCAAGGGUGCUCCUGAGGCCAUAGUUAGGCAUUGCGAUUUUCAAACUGUGCCAAAAGAUUUUGAAAACAAACUGAGCUACUUUGCAAGGCGGGGUCAUCGAGUUCUAGCGCUGGCUUGGAAACCCAUUUGUCGUACAACGAACAGUGAAUCAGGGGAAAGUGGGGGAGUCUGGAUGAAAAUCUACCAAUUCCAAAAGCGCGAAGAUUUUGAAUGUGAUCUGCGCUUCCUUGGACUAGUUGUACUCAACAAUCCCCUAAAACCGGAGUCUGAACCGACAAUCAGUGAACUCUUGAAUGCCAAUUUUCGUGUGAUAAUGGCUACGGGAGACAAUCUUCUCACCGGCGUUUCAGUCGCUCGUCAGUGUGGCAUUAUCAAGGCGACAGACGUAGUGGUUCAAGUGACUCCCUCAAAUAACAUCGUCAGAACAGCUUCCUCGUCCCCUUCGUCCUCCUCCCCUUCCUCGUCUCUCCUUACAUUUGAGGUUCUUACAACUUCAGACGAUUCUGAAAAAUUUGAAAAUUCUGUAUGGAUAGGCAAGAUCUUGGAGAAACUUGCACAAUCGGUCUCUCAAUGCAUUGGCAGCACCGUUGUUUUCACCGUAGACAGUGGUGAAGAUUCUGCUGGUAUCUCUGAGAGUCUUCGUCUAGUCAUGACUGGCACAACAUGGAAUUUCAUCCGAAUGCAUGCGCCGCAUUUUUUAUCAACCGUUGUGUCGUACGGUACCGUCUUCGCUCGCUUCCUCCCUGACGAUAAGACGAGCUUGAUUGUUGCAUUGCAAACAAAGGGAGGUCGUGAAGGUGGUGCACUACGGCGAGUGGGUAUGUGUGGUGAUGGGGCCAAUGACUGUGGUGCUCUCAAGGCUGCCUACAUUGGUGUCGCCUUGAGUGACUGCGAGGCCAGCAUUGCGGCCCCUUUUACUGCACGUCAACAGAAUAUCCUCUGCGUGGCAAAUAUCCUCAAGUCAGUUUACUGUCACGAUUUAUUUCUUACCAACGGUUUGCUGGUCGGCAGUAUUGGCAACACACUCACUGAUCCUGAAUACCUAAUCAUCGACCUGUUUAUUGUUGCACCGCUCUGUGUUACAUAUGCAGUAAGUCGACCAUGGGAAAAAUUGGAGGCCAGUACAAUUCCACUUCGACUAAUGACUCCUUCAAACCUCGCUUCUGUUUUCCUUCAACUCUUCCUAGCUGUGGCAACACAGAUCGUUAUUUUCAUCGGGGUUCAGCAUCAACCCUGCCUAGACAGUGCCGGCUCUUACGAAACGACUAGUCUCUUCUACUUCUCUUGUUUUCAAUACAUCUUCAUGUGUGUAGCUUUAGCCAAGGGUCCACCAUUCCGAGACCGGGUUUAUAGAAAUAGUAAGUUCAAGUCACCUUAUUCACGGGUUCACACCACAGGAAUCUUCCUACUUAAUGUGAUAAUCCUUGUAAAUUUCACUCUGGGUCUGCUAAUCUUCCCAACGAAGCCGCUUAGUGAAUGGGCAAAGCUUCUUCCUCUGUAUGGCCCGAACGAUGUUGGAUUUCGGAAGAAUGCCUUCUCUAUCGCUAUAAUCGCAAUGGCUUUUCUCCACUUUAUGAUGGCUAUCGCCUUUGAAGCACUAAUUGACGUGGUCUCGCACGAUCGCAGCGCGACACACUAUUGA